Gloeophyllum trabeum ATCC 11539 is the source of this 3246-nucleotide messenger RNA. RefSeq lists its product as uncharacterized. Bases 1 to 3246 code for a protein of 1081 amino acids. The transcript is spliced from 13 exons. Lineage: Eukaryota; Fungi; Basidiomycota; Agaricomycetes; Gloeophyllales; Gloeophyllaceae. The record is from RefSeq and is a predicted model, not a curated record.
AUGAGCAAUAUUACUGCGUCCGAGGCACAGAUGUGGGAUGAUGUCGAGAUGGGUGCAGUGGACUUUGACUGUGGUGAUGAUCCCAAGGUGUCGGAGAGAGAGCGGUUAGACCGCGCCAUCGCAUCCCUAUGGACCGCGACAAAUGAUUUCAGCCUUACGGAUUCGGUCGAGGUGGACAGCGCAGCUCGGCAAUGGGAAGAGUUUGAUGCACAAGAAGAUAUACUAACAGACAUAUUGCAGAACAUAAAGCUCAGCGUCGAUGACAUACGUGAACGGCAAUUCAGUGACUUCACUGGUAGCUCACCUGAGUCAGAAUGGUUUCCGUAUGGCUCUAAAACGAUGUUCCUCUUGGACAUGUUGGAAAACCUACCCCGUAUGCGCGUCUCGGAUACCUUAAUGCGAGUCAUCAUUUGGGUUCUCAAGGAGACGGGUGCAAGGGAUGUGCCAUCGUUCGAUGCUCUGCGCAAAAUGCAGGAGGGGAUGCGUGAGCGCUGUGGCGUCCCUACGCAUCAGCAUCGGACAUCAAGAGGAAACAUAUUCUAUUACAAUGAUGUCCGUACCUUGAUCGCAAAGGACUGGUCAACGCUUGCCGUUCGGAAGCAUAUGCAUCUAUAUCCGGUGAUACCAAGUGGUCCGAUUAGCGAAGUUUGGCAUGCAGAGAAAUUUCGGAAAGAGCUUGAUCUUGAUAUCCUAAGUCCAAUGUAUGAUGCCGGCCAGGAUCAUCACUACUACGUCAAUGAGUUUGCUCGGAUGAAGACUGGUCAAUUCGUUGUGCCUAUACGAUGGCUAGAAAGGGAAGAGGAUAGUCAAAUCGUCGCUGACGCAUAUGCAGUGGCAGAAUAUCAGGGAACCUACAAGAUUGAUGAUAGCAGAACAAUCAUUAUUGAAACCAAACACCUUGACGCAGACUUUUUGGAUUUGAUAGACCAAAAUCUGGUCCCCAUUUGUGAUCAGGCCACGAUAGAUGCCGGACACAGGGCACGGAUGCCUAAUCCUCUCCGCAAAAUUGCGGCAGGAGAUCCGCUCUACACGAGUUUCGUCGACUAUUGGUCUGACGAUGUCUCUGGCAAUAGAACAAAGUCAUACAACAAGCAUGUAAAUGCCUGUGUUGUGCAUCGCAAUCUACCCCGGCGUCUGCUUCAGCAGGAGGUACAUGUUCACUUCAUCUCAACUUCACAAAAUGCGAGUGCGCCAGAGCAAUUUCGGGCAUUUAAGGAAACCGUCGAGGCAACUCACAAGGAACCAGUGCAAGUUCGAGAUGCCAUAACCGGUCAAGAUUUGCGGUUUCGACUCUUCACAAACACAGGUCCUGGGGAUAAUCCACUACAAAGUGAAAUGUGUGGUCACAUCGGCGGGAAGGGGAAUUAUUACUGUAGAAAAUGCUUUGCCGGUGGUACUCAAGAAUUCAAGCAGACCAAUGAAGGGUAUGAAAGUCUUUUCCACGUUGGUGUCCCGCGGACAGCUUUAGCCACCGUAGCAGAAGUAGAAAAGCAGCUGGAAGCAGCUUGUACAGGAAUAGCCGAGCGUGUCAAGGAACUCCAGACAUCAACAGGGGUCAAGGAUGGCUACACCCAGCCAUGGAUCGAGAAAAUCAUUGAUCGUGCUCGGGAAAUGAGAAAGGAUUCCCGACGCAGUCAAGAAAGCAUUAGAGAGGAGCUAAUGGACUGGGUACGAGCCCGCCGGCAUGAUAUUAUAAAUCCAGUUCUCACAAUGCAAGCGUUUGAUCCUGCAAAGGAUACACCCAUUGAGAUCUUGCAUACGAUACUCCUCGGGAUUGUGAAGUAUGUCUGGCACGGAACGCACACCAGCUGGUCGGAUGAACAGAAAAAGACAUAUGCUAUUCGGCUACAGUCGACUGACGCGAAGGGACUGUCGAUCCACGCAAUACGCGCUGAUUACUUGAUGCAGUACGCCAACUCGCUGAUCGGACGGCAGCUGAAGACAGUUGCACAAGUCAGUGUCUUCGCAGUCCAUGAUCUCGUCGAUCCUACUUGCUUCUCGCUUUGGAAGGCUUGCGGUGAACUUAUUGCGUUGCUUUGGUAUCCCGAAAUUCUCCAUUUGGAUGACUACCUUCACGAUCUCGAAAUUGCCGUCGCAAAUGUAUUAGAUAUUUUUGCAGAGAUCGAGCCGUCAAAGAUCAUAACAAAGAUCAAGUUGCACCUUUUAUCUCAUAUCAAGGACGAUGUCCGACGCCUUGGACCAAUCCUGGGGGAAAUGGAUGAGAUAUUCGAGUGCUACAAUGGAGUCUUCCGUAACUGUUCGGUAUUCUCAAACCAUUUAGCACCUAGCCGGGACAUUGCCUUAGAUCUGUCAGCCCAGGAGAGCUUCAAGCAUCGAGUGAUGGGGGGUUUCUGGCCGUCUGUAGCUGGAGACGGUCGGUGGGAGUGUGCCGGGCCAAAGGUGCUGGAUUACCUACAUAAACACCCUAUCUUACAGAGACACCUCGGAUGGUCCUCUGGUGAAGAACCUGCUUCCUUAGGCUCCGUCAAACUUGCUUCCCACCUGAAGGGGACACGACAACGUCCGACUGCAAGAUGGGCAGAUACCACAGCAUCUAAGGCUAUCAAUAGUGGAUCUGUGACCACAAAACCGUCAUCCCGUUGGACAAUCGGCAAAUCUGUUAUAUCAAAGUCUCAAGAAAGCUGUCUUUGCGGGGCUUGGGUCAUUGCCGAAUGCCCGAUUUCCGCCCCAGGAGAAAGGAUGAUUGGCCGCAUUGCCGAGAUUCUUGAGGAAGAAGGAAGUGGUCAGGUACUUGUCACAAUCGAGCGGUUUGAAGUGGGUGAGACACGUGAUAUAACUUUCGGCAUGCCGACUCUUUCACGACGAUGCGGCGAGCCAACAUUCAUAAGUAUAUCUCCAUCUACGGUCGAAUUCUGUAUUAACGUGCAGCACAACUGCCAGAGGGAGAGAUGUGCUGCGACUGGACAGAGAGCCAAGAAACAGGAACGCCUGGAGACCAACAUCAUGGAGGCUGUCCUAGCACACAGCUCCGACGACCAUUUUCUAAUCAAUACCCAUUCCCUGCACAACCCUCAGCUACUCCGUCAGGUCCUUCCUCCUCACCUCACCCGACCAAUGCCAAGAUUUGAUGAGCACAGGAACCGCAAGGAGAAGCAUGCAGAGCUGGCGGCGAAGCUUCGGGCAGACACUGUUUCAAAGCGGAAGAAGGCGGAGGAGGCUAAGCUUCAGAAGCAGCGGGAGGAGGCCGUCGGAGGGCAAAGUUCGAAGAAACGGAAAAAGGUGUAG